Drosophila grimshawi is the source of this 3553-nucleotide messenger RNA. It is a transcript of the gene RpI135, whose product is annotated as DNA-directed RNA polymerase I subunit RPA2. The transcript is spliced from 3 exons. Gene Ontology annotation, cellular component: nucleus; RNA polymerase I complex. Gene Ontology annotation, biological process: DNA-templated transcription. Gene Ontology annotation, molecular function: DNA binding; DNA-directed RNA polymerase activity; ribonucleoside binding. The record is from RefSeq and is a predicted model, not a curated record. NCBI's taxonomy places the organism in Eukaryota, Metazoa, Arthropoda, Insecta, Diptera, Drosophilidae. The coding region runs from base 66 to 3443 and encodes 1125 amino acids.
CAGCACGUGCAACGGGAAGAUCAAUUUAAUUUUGUUUACGUUUUUUAUGCGAGAAUUCUUGAAUAAUGGAAGACAUGAAAGACUUUCCUGUGCUGACAAAUUCGCGGCCCGAAUUCAAACAAAUACCCAACAAAUUAAAUAAGCAUCUGGCCAAUUUGGGAGCACCGCAUGUGGAUUCUUUUGAUGAAAUGUUGAGUGUGGGCCUGGAGAAUAUGGCCAAGUACAUGACACCACAGCAAUUUCAAACGGCUGCCGGCGAGCGAAUUCAUCUUAAAGUGGAGAGCAUCUGGAUAGCCAAGCCUCAGGUGCCGCUGGACGUGAUUGAUGUGCGCACACGGGAAAUCUAUCCAACGGAUGCGCGUCAAUUGCAUGCCUCCUACUCGGGGCAGUGCUCCCUGCGGCUGGGCUGGAGCGUCAACGAUCUGGAUAAGUCGGCGAUUAAUGUGGAUCUGGGCGAGGUGCCUAUUAUGCUGCGCUCGCAAGCAUGCAAUCUAGGUCAGGCCAGUCCUACAGAAAUGGUUAAGCAUGGCGAGCACGAUAGCGAAUGGGGUGGCAUCUUUGUGAUACGUGGCAACGAGAAGAUCGUACGCAUGCUCAUCAUGACGCGACGCAAUCAUCCGAUAUGUGUGAAACGUUCCUCAUGGAAGGAUCGCGGUCACAAUUUCAGUGAACUGGGCGUUAUGGUGCAAACUGUGCGGGAUGAUGAGCUGUCGCUGACAAAUACACUGCACUAUCUAAACAAUGGCACCGCUCGCUUCAUGUUCUCCCAUAUGAAACGUUUGUCCUAUGUGCCUGUCUGUCUAAUCCUCAAGUGUCUGAUGGACUACACAGAUGAGCAGAUCUACAAUUGUCUGGUACAGGGCUACGAAUCGGAUCAAUACUAUCUAACCUGUGUGCAGAGUAUGCUGCGCGAUGUGCAGAACGAGGGCGUCUACACAUCCGCACAAUGUCGCUCCUUCAUUGGCACCCUGUUCCGUUCCCGUUUUCCCGAAGUGCCCGAGUGGCUGCCCGAUGAGGCUGUCACGGAGUUCAUAUUGCGCGAACGCAUUAUGGUCCAUCUGCAGACCAAUGAGGAGAAAUUCCAGCUGAUUGUGUUCAUGGUGCAGAAGCUGUUCCAGUGCGCCCAGGGCAAGUUCAAAGUGGAAAACGUUGAUUCUGCCAUGAUGCAAGAGGUGCUCCUGCCAGGACAUCUCUAUCAGAAAUACCUUGGCGAACGCAUCGAAAUGUGGCUAAUGCAGUUGCGCAAGUGUCUGCUCAAGAAACUCAGCACAGCGGACUCACUGGUCAGCAGCAGCAUCAUGACGCAGUGCAUGCGGCAAGCAGGUGGUGUUGGACGCUCCAUUGAAUCUUUUCUCGCCACGGGAAAUGUGGCCUCGCGCUCUGGGCUGGGCCUGAUGCAGAGCAGCGGUCUGGUGAUCAUGGCCGAAAAUAUCAAUCGCAUGCGUUACAUGUCUCACUUUCGGGCCAUCCAUCGUGGCUCUUAUUUCACAACCAUGCGCACAACCGAAGCGCGUCAGCUGCUGCCCGACGCCUGGGGCUUCAUCUGUCCGGUACACACUCCUGAUGGCACGCCCUGUGGUCUACUAAAUCACUUGACCCUCACCUGUGAGAUAUCCAAGCGUCCGGAUCCCAAGUUGGUGCAGGGCAUUCCUGCUCUGCUCUUUGAGAUGGGCAUGCUGCCUUUGACGCAGCAGGAUCAUCCCGAUGCCAAGUUGUAUGUGGUCUUCCUGGAUGGCAAGCAUUUGGGUCACAUCUUCCAGACGGAGGCCGACAAAAUUGUUGAAGAUUUGCGCUAUGCAAAGAUCACUGGCCAAGUUCCUAAAAUGAUGGAAAUUGGUUUCAUACCAUUCAAGAAAAAUGGCCAAUUCCCCGGUCUCUUUUUGUCUACGGGACCGGCGCGUAUGAUGCGUCCCGUAUGGAAUCUGAAGUGGAAGCAAGUGGAGUACAUUGGCACACUGGAGCAACUGUACAUGGAGAUUGCUAUCGAUGAGAAGGAAAUGUAUCCAGAUUUCACCACACAUCUGGAACUGUCUAAGACGCACUUUAUGAGCAAUUUGGCCAACUUGAUACCCAUGCCGGAUUAUAAUCAAUCGCCACGUAACAUGUACCAGUGCCAGAUGGGUAAACAGACAAUGGGCACACCCUGCCUCAACUGGCCCAAACAGGCAGCCAAUAAACUGUAUCGUCUGCAGACGCCAGCAACGCCUCUAUUUCGACCGGUGCACUAUGAUAAUAUUCAGCUGGAUGACUUCGCCAUGGGCACCAAUGCCAUUGUCGCUGUCAUAUCCUACACGGGCUAUGACAUGGAGGAUGCCAUGAUCAUCAAUAAGGCGGCCUAUGAACGGGGCUUUGCCUAUGGCAGCAUCUACAAGUCCAAAUUCGUGCAGCUCGCCAAGAAGCAGAGCUAUUUCGCCCGACAUCCGAACAUGCCCGAACUGAUCAAGUAUCUGGACACGGAUGGUUUGCCGCAGCCAGGCGCCAAGCUCAGCUAUGGCUGUCCCUUUUACUGUUAUUUUGAUGGCGAGGUCUCCACAUUUAAGGUAGUUAAAAUGGACGAGAAGGAGGACUGCAUUGUAGACAGUGUGCGUCAGUUGGGCAGCUUUGAGUUGACGCCGCGGAAGACUGUUUGCAUCACGUUGCGUGUGGCACGUCCGGCUACAAUUGGCGAUAAGUUCGCAUCGCGUGCCGGACAGAAGGGCAUCUGUUCGCAAAAGUAUCCCGCCGAGGAUUUGCCAUUCACCGAAUCGGGCCUCAUACCGGAUAUUGUGUUCAAUCCCCACGGCUUCCCAUCGCGUAUGACAAUCGCCAUGAUGAUCGAGACGAUGGCUGGCAAGAAUGCUGCUGUCCAUGGCGGUGUCUACGAUGCGACACCGUUUCGCUUCUCGGAGGAUAACACGGCCAUCGAUUACUUUGGCAAAAUGCUCGAGGCAGGCGGCUAUAAUUACUACGGCACGGAGCGUCUCUAUUCCGGCGUCGAUGGCCGUGAAAUGACAGCAGAUAUAUUCUUUGGUGUGGUGCACUAUCAACGCUUGCGACACAUGGUCUUUGACAAGUGGCAAGUGCGUUCAACGGGCGCUGUUGAGGCGCGCACCAAUCAACCGAUCAAGGGACGCAAACGUGGUGGUGGCGUCCGUUUUGGUGAGAUGGAACGGGAUGCUUUGAUCUCGCAUGGUGCCGCCUUCCUACUCCAGGAUCGGCUCUUUCACAAUUCAGACAAGACGCACACGCUGGUGUGCCACAAGUGUGGCAGCAUACUGGCGCCCCUCAAGCAGAUUAUCAAGCGUAACGAGGCGGGCGGCUUGUCCUCCAUGCCGGACACGUGUCGCUUGUGCGGCGACAGUAGUGGCGUCUCCAUGAUCGAAAUUCCAUUCUCUUUCAAAUUUCUGGUCACCGAGUUGAGUUCGGUCAACAUCAAUGCGAGAUUUAAAUUGAAUGCGAUCUGAGAAUUUAACUAUGUAGUUACCAAAUUGUUGACAUACUUCUACACACAUUUUACUCUAAUAACUCUAAUGCUGUACUUGUAUUUGGAAUAAAGUUACCUCUUCUAAAAGAA